AUGGCUAUGCAGAAAAACCAGCAUGUUAUCGUAGAAUCCAAAGUUGGGAUCAUUGGGGCUGGAAUUAGUGGGAUUGCUGCAGCCAAACAGCUAUCCCAUUACAACCCAGUGGUUUUUGAAGCCAGUGAUUCUAUUGGGGGUGUUUGGAAACACUGUUCUUACAGUUCCACAAAGCUUCAAACCCCUCGCUGUGACUUUGAAUUCUCAAACUUCCCUUGGCCUCAAAGAGAUAGCUCCUCCUUUCCUUCCCACCUCGAGGUUCUUGAAUACUUGCACAACUACGCCACACACUUUGAUGUGUUGAAGUUGGUGCAGUUAAAUUCCAAAGUGGUGCAAAUUCGCUAUGUUGGUGACCAAACCAACAAGUCUGAACUUGGCACGCUUCUCACUGGCCGUCCUGUUUGGGAGAUUGCUGUCGAGAAUACCCAGCUUAAGGCUCUUCAGUGGUAUGCUUUUGAGUUUGUGGUGGUGUGCAUCGGCAAAUAUGGAGAUGUACCAAGGAUGCCAGAGUAUUCACCAAACAAAGGACCAGAAGUAUUCAAAGGCAAGGUGUUACAUACUAUGGACUACUCUAAGCUUGACAAAGAAGAAGCUCAAGAACUUUUCAGAGGAAAGAGAGUUGCAGUUGUUGGCUACAAGAAGUCUGCAAUUGAUUUAGCUAUGGAAUGCGCAGAGGCAAACGCAGGAUGCGAAGGGAAACCUUGCACGAUGGUGAUAAGGACUCUGCGCUGGACGGUUCCAUCUUACUGGAUAUGGGGAUUGCCGUUUUUUCUGUUUUAUUCCACAAGGUCUUCUCAGUUUCUGCACGAAAGGCCUAAUCAAACCUUGUUCAGAGCCCUUCUCUGUCUUCUCUCAUCUCCCAUGAGAAAAGCCAUUUCCAAGUUCAUAGAAUCAUACUUGAGUUGGAAGCUUCCUUUGGAAAAAUAUGGGCUCAAACCAGACCACCCAUUUGUGGAGGACUACGCUUCAUGCCAAAUGGCCAUCUUGCCUGAGAACUUCUUCUCCGAAGCAGACAAAGGAAAUAUAAAGUUCAAAAGGGCUUCCAAAUGGGGGUUCUGGAGCGGAGGACUUGAAUUCGAAGAUAACACCAGAUUGGAGGCCGACGUGGUGGUUCUUGCCACUGGUUAUGAUGGCAAGAAGAAGCUCCAAUCUCUACUUCCAGACCCAUUUCGAAGCUUAAUUGUGGACUCUUCAGGGAUCAUGCCUUUGUACAGAGGAACGAUCCACCCGUUAAUUCCAAACAUGGCAUUUGUGGGGUAUGUUGAAAGUGUGUCAAAUCUCCAGACGGCAGAGUUAAGAUGCAAGUGGCUGGCUAGACUAGCAGAUGAGCAAUUUAAGCUUCCAAGUGUGAAGAAAAUGAUUGAACAGACGUCUGAAGAAAUAGAAGUCAUGAAAAGAACCACUCGUUUCUAUAAGAGACACUGCAUUUCAACUUUCAGCAUCAACCACAGUGACGAGAUUUGCCAAGAGAUGGGAUGGAGCCAUUGGAGGAAGACCAACUGGUUUUCUGAAGCUUUCAGUCCCUAUACCAGCCAAGACUAUCAGUGAAUAUAACACAAGACAAGUUGAUAAUCUUGUUAUAUUUAACCACAAGAAUAAAACACAAGCUAUAGGUAUAG
Messenger RNA from Neltuma alba, 1619 nucleotides. RefSeq names its product probable flavin-containing monooxygenase 1. The transcript has 5 exons. Gene Ontology annotation, molecular function: flavin adenine dinucleotide binding; N,N-dimethylaniline monooxygenase activity; NADP binding. The record is from RefSeq and is a predicted model, not a curated record. Lineage: Eukaryota; Viridiplantae; Streptophyta; Magnoliopsida; Fabales; Fabaceae. Bases 1 to 1548 code for a protein of 515 amino acids.